Ilex paraguariensis (yerba mate) is the source of this 332-nucleotide messenger RNA. Lineage: Eukaryota; Viridiplantae; Streptophyta; Magnoliopsida; Aquifoliales; Aquifoliaceae. The record is from the annotation of a GenBank genome assembly.
UCGCCUGGUCUGGUUCGGUUCACUCACGAAACUUCGGUUCUGAAGGAAUGGUUUUGGUGAAACCGUCCAAUGUAUUGAGUCCUCCCGGGAGGGACUUUAUUAUCUCCUCGGUGAAAGCAAGAUAUCUUCCGCGGGAUGGUUUGGAGUUGAGUGGGUUUGUCGGCAGGUUAUUGGCUGGGUCUUGGUGGGUAUUGUUUAUCGGUGGCUGGUAUGUGGGUUCUGUCGGUGGGGCUGCUGGGUUGAUGCAGGCUGUGGACUUUGGGGGCAGUCUCAGUCGGUGCAGGUUGGGCUGCUUGGUUGUUUUGCCGGGUACUGUCGAUCGGUUGGGUUGA